UUGGCUGCACGUGCUCUCGAAAGUGGCAGCCCUGAGGUCUCUUCCGAGUCAGGAUUACGAGACGUUUUCCACCGAACACGAACGGAUUCGAACACUCUUUCCUCUCGUAAAAACGAGAAACUGGUUUCACCACCUGAAGACAGCCGCCAGACCACAGUUGCUGCUGAUCAUCGCUCAACGAGGAACCAUGUAUUGCUUGACGGCGUUCUUCUUGGCUGCGACAGUCACGCUCUCGCUGGCUGCAACAACGCGCGACUCAAACCAAUAUAUCGACACUGUCCUCCAGCACAACCUUCCUGGCCUUGUGAGAGGCACUGGCAAGCUGUAUCCGGUAGCUACAAUCCCGGACUUCAAGAUCAAGGUUGAAAGCACAUCCGUGACCAACCGUGACCUGAAGGCGGACCUGGAGCAUGGUGCCGUUCACGGCCUCGACACAAGGGUCCGACGUGCCGGGGACUGCAACCCACCAGUGCUGAUAGCAGGCAAUGUCACCAUCUCCUGCAUCCUGGAUUUCAGUGGCAUCAAUGCCACUUUUGCCGCUGAGGUCAAGGGUGACUCUCUGCUCGCUCGCAAGAAAGUGGUUCCGGUGAACGUCACCGUCACUGACACGACCGGCCGUCUCGAAGCCACCGCUCUGCCAGGAGCUCCAGCCACAAUCCGCACAUUUUACCUGGAGAGCAUAAAGCUCCGCACGAAGUACGGAAAGGACCUGAGCCUCAAUGACGAACGCAAGAGGGAAUUCAAGUCUAAAGUUGAAGAGAAGGUGAACGCUCACCUGUACAGCCUCCUCUACAACGACUAUCAGGCUGUGCUCAACAGGGCCAUCCAGGCAACACCGUUCCCUCGAGUCUGAAACUUGUCAAGGGAACACGUACGAUGAUUUCGUCCGUGGGGCUUUCCGCCGAAGUUGUUUAGCCACCACAUCAUUUGUGUAUUUGUAGUCAUAGUCAUGGACAACAAAAUAGCACAGAGCAGCACGUGGAAAUGUCACGUCCUCGGGGGUGACAUGGUCCACGGGGGACAGAGAAAAUUAAGGGAUUAUUUUUGUGUGAAUUAGUUGCUUUGAGAGCUCCAUGUCCCCACGUCCUUAACAAAAGUGAAAUUUCUUAUGUCUAUAGCUUAUGUAAUGAAGCGUGACCACCCCUGUUCUGUGAUAUAUAUAUAUAUAUAUAUAUAUAUUUGCAACUGGA
Ornithodoros turicata is the source of this 1190-nucleotide messenger RNA. RefSeq lists its product as uncharacterized. The record is from RefSeq and is a predicted model, not a curated record. Bases 188 to 853 code for a protein of 221 amino acids. NCBI's taxonomy places the organism in Eukaryota, Metazoa, Arthropoda, Arachnida, Ixodida, Argasidae. The transcript has 6 exons.